Molecule: messenger RNA, 507 nt
Organism: Arabidopsis lyrata subsp. lyrata
Lineage: Eukaryota; Viridiplantae; Streptophyta; Magnoliopsida; Brassicales; Brassicaceae
Exons: 1
Coding region: 97-309 (70 amino acids)
Source: RefSeq, a predicted model, not a curated record
GAGACUUUAUAACAACACCACCUGAAACAAAACAGAACCUUAAUUCUUUUUCUUUGUACAUUUCGAUUUUGGAAGCAGCUCAAAAAUUGUAAGAAGAUGAUGAGAAAAGGGAAGUUUUCUUUAUGGAAGACGACGAAAGAAAGGACGAGAUUGAAAUUUUUGGGACUUGGAGGGGUAAAGUGGAAGAGAUUGAAUCUGAAGAUGUCGUUUUUGGAAACUUUGAGAUACAGAAUCAUGUCUGUCAUCGAAGCUAUGGUUUUGGUAUCUAAGCUUGCUUUCUUCUUCCUCUGUUGUGGUUGUAAAUUCUAACAAAAGUUAGUUUUUUUUUUUUUUGUCAACUCUCUGUUUUUUUUUUUUCUCUUGUAUUUCUAGUUACUAUGUAGAAUUUGAUUUUUCUUUUUUUAUUCUUUCAAUUCAAUAUGAAAUUCUUGUUCAUUUCUGCGUUUAUGGUUUUUUUUUUCCUCUGUUAGUGUAAAUAAUGACUCAUAACUGCAAAUUUUAUCAUCA